CUCAAAAAAACAAAACAAAUUAAAAAAAACUGUAAAAAACAUUUUUUCUUGUACCUAGGUGAUAAUUGUUAGUAUAGAUAACUUUUACAAAUGAGGAAAUUGACUUAGAGAAUAAUGUGACCAAACUCAUAACUAUUAAGCCUUAGAAAGGAGACUUAGAUUUAAAAUUGCUCUUGUUUUGUUUGCAAUGCUGGGAUGCCAGGCAUGGUAGUACAUUUUUGUAAUCCCAGCACUUGGGAGGCUGAGGCAGGGAGGAUCUCAAGUUGGAGACCAGCCUGGACUAUAUAGUGAUCAGGAAAGAGUUUACAAAAGAGGUUCUGUUGAAUUGUUUUGGGUAAUAAACUAGAGUUUGCCAAGUGAAGGGAGAGAAGAUCAUUACAGUUUUAGGCAAUAGCAUGUAUGAAAGCAUACAAUAUUAUGAAAUCAUGGGAGAGAUGGGAACAGUGACAUAUUCCUAUAAUCCUAACACUCUCUUGAGAGGCUGAGGUAAGAGGAUCCCAAAUUUAUGCCCAGCCAGUACAACUUAGGGAUUUAGUAAGACCCUGUCUCAAAAUUAAAAAAAAGAAAAAAAAGUGCUAGGGACAUAGCUCAGUGAGUGGUGUAUGCUGGGUUUAGUCCCUUCUACUGCAAAACAAAACCAAAUUAGUGAAGAGAGCUAUACAUAGUUGGGAUUGUUAGAAUAUAAAAAGUAAAGUAAGCGGUAAUAAAAGAUGAGGCUAGAGAGGUGGACAGUAGCCAGAUGAUGGAUAUCUCUAUAUAUUAGGCUAAAGAUCCUGAACUUUAUCCUGUAGGUUAUCAAGAGCUGUGUAAAGUUUUUUUCUUAAAUAAAAAAAUGAACUGUACUUGCUAGUUUACACUGGGAGUGAUAUGGAAGAGUCAUUGGGAAAAAUCUUUAUUCCCCAAGGAAAGAACAUUCAGGUUAGCUAGUCUCUGGAGAAGCUUUUUUCUUUGUGUGAAUGUCAUGACCCUUUUAGUUAUCUCCUAAUGUAACAAAGCACUUCACUCUGGUAAUGGCAGCUCACUUUGAAGUGAUGUGUCUCUGUGAAGCCAAAGAUGUGGGAUAUUUUCCCCUGACAUGGCAUGUAUCUCCAUUAAUAACCAGCACCACUACUGAAAUUUCACUUUACAACAAAAGAUGAGGAAUUUUAUAUUUGCUUCUUUGAUAUUGGAGUAAUUGGGGACUUAGAGAGCAUUGAGACAAGAUCUAGGAAUAUUAACAAAGUGAAAAGAGGAAGGAAUAAUUGAGUUUCUUAUAAUACCCAGUAUGUGCUUGCUAUCAAGCAGCUAGGAUAAUGAAAAAAAAAAAGUGACAAAGUAAAGAUUAUUGGGAUGUAGAGAAUGAGGAAAGGAGAAAGGGGAUUUGAGGAAGUGACUGGAUCAUGGGGGUGUGAUACUCAUCAGCUGAUUAGUUUAAUGAUGAGUUUAUAGCUAAAUGUGAGUUGGAAGGUAAAUCCUAGGUGGACAAGGUGGGUUAUUGAGGGCGAGGUCUGGAAGGAUCUAUCGCCUUCCUUUCUCCUUUGAUCCUUUCCUCUGCUUUCUACCUGCCAUGCCAUGAGCUGUUGGUCCUCUGCAUGCUCCUCUACCAUGCUGCCCUGCCUUGGAGCCUGCUAUGGUCUGAAGCCUCUACAAACUGUAAGCCAAAAGAAAUGUGCCAUUUGUGGAACUCCCUGCAAGCAUCUGGCUCUUUCUGACAAUUUGAAACCUCAGGAGAAGAUGUUCUUCAAAAGCCCUGUGGAGACAGCUUUGCAGUAUUUUAGUCAUAUCUCUCAGGUGUGGAGUUUCCAGAAGAAACAAACAGAUCUCCUCAUUGCUUUUUAUAAGCAUAGAAUUACAAAGUUAGAAGCAGCCAUUCAGGAGGUACAGCAAACAGUGACCAGCCAGGACAAAGAGUUGUCAGUCUUGAGAAAAGAGAAUGAAGAACUGAAGAAAUUUCUAGCCUUCCUAAAGGAAUCUCCAAGUCGGUACCAAGGAAGCAGGCUGACUACACCUCGACCAGUGUGCAUUACUUCUCCAUCACAGUCAGUUACUCCAAGACCCAGUUCCCAACAUAGCAGCCAGGUGGUCAGUCGGUCUUCCUCUGUGGAAUCUCUCCCUUAUAGAGUGCCUGGCUUUGGUCCUGUGGGACAAGAAGGCAGAAUCCUGCAGGGAAGGAGCACUCCCAGAGACUCUAAUAUUGAAACUCCUUCGCCAGCUUCAACUCACAACCUGUCUUAUAGAACUUCAUCUACCCCUUCUGGGAUGGGGAUUUUUUGUGUCAGACCAUUUCUAAAUGGGGAGUCAGGCCACACAAGAGUACUCACCCCCAACAUUUCUGGUCAAAGGGAAAGCAGGACUCCUCGAGAGAGUCUUCCUGGUUUCCAGCUGCCAGUCCUGCAGGUGAAUUGUCUGGACCCCAUCAACUCCUUCAUUUCUCUCCUCUUGAAGACAGCUUUCCAGGAAGACCCUUUUAAUAGCCCCUCCCAGCCUUGCAAACGAACUGCUCCUUCCGCAGCUCAGAGUCCAAGCGCUCCCCAAAGCGUCAGCUGUAACGAAGCAGCGUCUAAAGCAACUGGGACCUCCUCUGAAGAUAGAUCAGAUGUCUUGCCACCCGGAAGGAGCUGGAUCUUAGGAACCCGGGGCCUUCACCAGACAGGUGUUCCCAAGAACGAAAUGCUGGCUCUCUCGCUGCCCUACUAAAGAGGACUUGGAGCGUUAUCAUAUUUGGAAACCUUGGUUUUCUCUAUCUUUCACCAAAGUAUUAUCCCACACUGUAUGAGGACCUGAGUCAAAAAGUGUAUAUUUAGGAUUCUCCACCUUCUGAUUCUUCCAUCUUCUGGGAACAGUACUUUCUGAAAUGACCCUUUUCGUCUGUCUUUUAAGACCACAUUUGCCUAUGUAGGUCAUUUUCAGACUUCCCCCUUUAUUCUCAGAACUCAUCAAUUCUCACUCCUAUCAUACUCCAAAAAAUCAGCCACAAAACUCCUUUUCAUUCCUCAUCGCUUCAUUCCACCUUUUAGAGGUCUUCCAGGGUUACCAGACAUCAUGACUGCUUCUGUUCUAAGCCUUAUUUUCUGUUGCUGGCCCCUUAUUUCUCCCUCCUUCCCGACUCCUGCCCCUCGAGCUCCCUUCCUCCUUUCCCACUGUCGUCUCAUUUAGUUACAAUCUCAACUCCUAACAGCAAUCCCUCGUUCUUCAAACUAAAAUGGCAAAACCCUCACAGGAGUAAACAGCAGAAAGACACACUCAGCUUUAAGGUUAAAAACCUAGCUGGGCGUGGCGGCACACACCUUUAAUCCCAGUACUGUAGGAGGAUUGUAAAUUCAAGUCACGCCUAGGUGAUUUAAUGACUGUGAGACUCUAUCUCAAAAUAAAAAAAAGGAACUAAAAGGGCUGGGGAUGUAGCUCAGUGGAAAGGCCCCAAGACUAAGGAAUCUGAAGUUUCAGGGCCUCCCUGGCACAGAUCUCUUCCGAGGCACUGGGGGAGCCUCAGCACCAUGGUAAUGUUACAGGUUUUUAUAAAACUUGAAAUCCAUGUAAUUGGUUAAGAUUUGAUGUACUUUUCCUUUCUGACUUGCCCUCCAAAACAUUUCCCCUUUUGUCAGUUGGCAAUGAGAGGCCAUGUGUUCUUUCCAUUAGCCUAGGAAACUGAGAUGGGGAUACAUUAGUCCAGGUUCAGUGGGUAUACACUCACUGGUUCUGCAAUCACUUCUGUGAAUGAAUUAUCUCCAUGUUGAUAUGAACUAAACUGUGCUUCCCAUGGGGCCAGGGAUUUAGCUCAGGGGUUUGG
This is a messenger RNA of Fukomys damarensis (Damara mole-rat), 3766 nucleotides long. It is a transcript of the gene Rnf212b, whose product is annotated as ring finger protein 212B. Gene Ontology annotation, molecular function: SUMO transferase activity. The transcript is spliced from 14 exons. Gene Ontology annotation, cellular component: synaptonemal complex. Gene Ontology annotation, biological process: homologous chromosome pairing at meiosis; reciprocal meiotic recombination; protein sumoylation. NCBI's taxonomy places the organism in Eukaryota, Metazoa, Chordata, Mammalia, Rodentia, Bathyergidae. Bases 1552 to 2676 code for a protein of 374 amino acids. The record is from RefSeq and is a predicted model, not a curated record.